UCCCCGCGGCGCCGCCCGCCGAGUCCCGGGUUUCGUUUUCGACGCGCGGGGCGGGACCGGGAGGCGCCCAUGGUCUUCGGCCGCCGCCCGCGCGCCCCACUGCUGCUCGCGCGCUUCUCGGGGCUGCGGCGCGGGGCCUGCGGUCGGGCCAUGGCGCCGCCGCGCUGCUUCGCGCUGGAGCUGCCCGGCUGCACCCUGGCUCACUUCGCAGUGGGCGACGAGGCCUCGGGCGCGCGCCCCGACCCCGGCGUGGCCGCGCUCCUGGGCCCCCCGGGCCGCAGCUACUCUCUGAGCGUGCCGGUGGCCGGGGGCGCGGGCUGCGCGGCCCAGGUGCGCGCGGCCCGGCUGCACCAGCGCUUGCUGCACCAGCUGCGGCGCGGCGCCUUCCGGCGGUGCCAGCUGCGCCGCCUGCUGUGCUACCGCCCGGGCGGCGGGCCGGGGGGCCUGCAGCACGGCUUCCUUCUCCACGACCCCCGCGACAGCCCGGACACCCGGAGCGCGCUGCUGGCGCUGCUGGACGCCUGCCCGGAGGCCCCGCGCCCGCUCCUGGCCGAGUUCUCCGGCGACCCGCUCUGCCGGCUGUGGCAGCUCCCGUGGGAACGGCGGGACGGCCAGGGGUGGCGGCAGCUGGGCCGCGAGCGCGUCGUGCCCGUGCCGGAGCCCGCGCUGCACCCGGUGGUGCCGGACCUGCCUAGCUCCGGGGUCUUCCCCCGCCGGGAGGCCGCCCGCGCCGUUCUGGAGGCGUGUACAUCCUUCAUUCCCGAAGCCCGGGCUGUGCUGGACCUGGUUGACCAGUGCCCAGAGCAGGUCCAGAAGGGAAAGUUCCCCGUUAUUGUCAUUGAAGGCCUAGAUGCCACAGGUAAAACCACUGUGACCCGGUCAGUUUCAGAUUCACUCAAGGCUGUUCUCUUGAAGUCACCGCCCUCGUGCAUCAGCCAGUGGAGGAAAAUCUUUGAUGAUGAACCAACUAUCAUUAGAAGAGCUUUUUACUCUUUGGGCAAUUAUAUCGUGGCUUCUGAGAUAGCUAAAGAAUCCACCAAAUCGCCUGUGAUUGUAGACAGGUACUGGCACAGCACGGCCACCUACGCCAUAGCCACUGAGGUAAGCGGGGGCCUCCAGCACCUGCCUCCUGCCCAUCACCCUAUAUACCAGUGGCCCAGGGACCUGCUCAAACCCGACCUGGUCCUGCUGCUUACCGUGAGUCCCGAGGAGAGGAUGCAGAGGAUCGAGGGCCGGGGCAUGGAGAGGACCAAGGAGGAGGCUGAACUGGAGGCCAGCAGCAUAUUUCGUCAGAAGGUAGAAGUGUCCUACCAGCGGAUGGAGAACCCUGGCUGCCACAUGGUUGAUGCCAGCCCUUCAAGAGAAAAGGUCGUCCAGAUGGUGUUAAGCGAGAUCCAAAAUAACUGCAAUUAAUUGUAGUUCCUCUGGGCCAGGAGACACAUUUUACCAGAUUUGAUGUUGUUUGACACGUCUAAGCCCACGACUGGUUAUGCAGUUUUCCCAGAUUGCAGUUGCAUGAGCUUGUCGUGUGGCAGAGGGUGGGACAUUUCGAUUUUACCUAAACCCCUGUUCUCACUUCUGCCCGAUGGACCCAUCGGGACUGAGACUGGGCACAUCCGGUGAGAGACGCAUCGGGACGGAGACUCCUCUGGGCACAUCCGGUGAGAGACGGUGAUUGCUUUCUGCCAAGUAUAAUAAACGUUUUCUUGGAACAGAUUUUCAACUACACCCCUACCAAAUCCUUCCAAGGUUUGUCUCCCCUUGAAAGCAUGAGGUGGACAGAAGCAACCAAGAAGACCAUCCGGAUCAACAGAAAGGAGCUCCUCCAGCCUCUCCUACGCCUGCACUGCCGGCUCCCGGGUGAGAUCCUGAGGAUGUGCUCGGAGCUGGUUUCCUCCCAGUCCAGCCACACUCCGUCUUUGUGAGCUCAGCCCCGAUUCUUAGAGCCAACCACUCCCGAAGAACACGUCUGUGUGUCCCGGCUGUCGGAAGACCCUCCCACAGGCCCAUCUUGUGGGAGGGGGGACACUGACCAAGAAGGCAUCUGACUUGUGUCUGAGGCUUACAUCCCCUGAGAGGCCAACCCAAGAUGCUCUGAAUACAAAUACACCAACAGUCCUUGGAUUCUAUUCUGCUUAUUUACUU
This is a messenger RNA of Kogia breviceps (pygmy sperm whale), 2145 nucleotides long. RefSeq names its product cytidine/uridine monophosphate kinase 2 (gene CMPK2). Gene Ontology annotation, molecular function: nucleoside diphosphate kinase activity; dTMP kinase activity. Gene Ontology annotation, cellular component: mitochondrion; cytoplasm. Gene Ontology annotation, biological process: dUDP biosynthetic process; dTTP biosynthetic process; dTDP biosynthetic process. The record is from RefSeq and is a predicted model, not a curated record. NCBI's taxonomy places the organism in Eukaryota, Metazoa, Chordata, Mammalia, Artiodactyla, Physeteridae.